Molecule: messenger RNA, 324 nt
Organism: Aspergillus alliaceus
Lineage: Eukaryota; Fungi; Ascomycota; Eurotiomycetes; Eurotiales; Aspergillaceae
Exons: 2
Coding region: 1-324 (107 amino acids)
Source: RefSeq, a predicted model, not a curated record
AUGAAAUAUGCUGAUGCCGUCCAGAUCUAUGACACUGUGCAGCAGUGGGAGGGGAUUGCCCAGCAGGCCAAUACUGUUAUGAUCCCCUACCAUAUGGACCAGACCCAGUAUUUACAGGACAUUGCCUUCCAGGAUAUAUUGAACAGUGUGGACCUACCUGACUCCGAGUCUAUAGACCCCAUUGAGCAGGGGAUCCGCCGGUUAUGGGACACCAUGGAGCAGAUGGUGUACAAGAGCCAGCAGACAGUGGAUCACAGUGGCCAGGCUAUUUACAUUGAGGCAGUGCAGUCUGAGACUAGGCAGACCCUAUAUCAGCCAUUGUAG